CCUAUAAAAGUAGGUAUUUUGCUCCCGCCUCCCUGAAAUUGGAACUCCGUCGUUACUCUUCCACCUACAAUGUACGGACAACGACCGCCCUUCCGCCCUGGCGGCGGCGGCCGUGGCGCAUCACAACCACCGCAGCCACAGCAGCAGCAAAUCCAGAUGAACCCUAAUUUAUUCCCGAACCCCAAUCUCUUCAUGCUCCAGCAAAACCCCAAUUUAUUGCCUCAAUUUAAUCCCUUUCUCCAAAACCCUAACAGCUAUCCCCAGUUUCAACAUCAGUAUCAGAACAUGAAUAUCCCUGUUCAACUGAAUCACGAACGUACUAGUUAUCAAGCGCCCCCUCAAAAUGAAUAUAACUACAAUAGCAAUAGCAAUAGCAAUAGCAAUAACAAUAACAACUUUCCGCAACAGCACGUUAAGGUGCAAAACGAAAUUGCUGAGAAAGUUGAAAAGGCGGCGAGGAGCGCUUGGAAUGACCUUUUGAAGUCGAAGGAGAACGUCUCGGCAUGGAAAGUUUCGCAGGCAGCCUUGUUAGCUAUGAAAGCCGAGUCCUGGGAAAGUUUGGGCCUUCCAAUGCAGCAAGUGCCUUCGCUGAAGAGCAUCCUCGUUACAGAAGGAAAGAUCAAUGCAUUCAUACACUGCUUUGUAGCGGCUAGAAAAAUUACUUCAUUGUAUGAUUUGGAAGUGGCAGUCUGUGAGAGUGAGGGCGUCAAAAUUUUUGAAGAGCUGGAAUUGGGUCCUUUGGUGAAGCACCCACUUGCUGUGCAUUAUUUUUCCCUGACUUCUAAAGUGACUGAAGUUUACACAAUAAGAACUGAAGAAAUAAUAUCUCACCUUUGUGAGUUUAUUGAUACUCACAAUAAGAAAAGUAUUAAAGUCGAUAUCUUUUUGGAUUUUAUUUGUAAGAAGCAAUCUGCCAGUGGCUGGGAAAACCUUGGUGUGCGGGUCCAGGAUUUCAGGUUAUAUGUUAAUCAUAUAAAGCACGUAAAAGAAUCAGAAGAUGUUGUACUAGAGAAGUGUUAUGAGAAAAUCAGAAAGCAAGAUGGGAAACGCAGCAAGAAGCGUCCACUUUUUUCAAAACAAAAGAAGGAAAUGGAUGACCAUUUUGACACAAUCUCCCAGCGCCUGCAGUCCUUUUCAUCGGAAGCCCAGUUUUCUGGGAAACACAUAAGAUUUUUGUCAUCAAGUUCAGAGGAUGAUGAUAGUGAAGCGAAUCAAUGUGAAGAUAACCAGAACCAGAAGAAUGUAGAUAGCAGUUGUAAUUUGUCGCAGCCAAAUGGUAGAGCGGAGCGUGUUGGCAGCUGCCCUUAUCCAUCAGCAAUUGAAGAAAUGAAAAGGCUGGGCUUGAAAAGUGAAGUGGAGUCCACCUCUUAUACACUCAGUGGUGGUGUAAGGUGUGAUAGGGACAAUAACCACUCUCGUGGGAAGAGAAGAUAUGAAAAUUUGAGUUCAAGCACUUCGUUACCUCGCAAGUUGCCUAAAAAGGAGAAAUUUGAUGCAGAUGUCAAGCUUAGGGGCUCUGAUGAUAAUAAUAGUUUGAGUGGUGAAUCACUUUCUAUUGAAUCAUUAAGGACAUUUGUUACUACCUGGAAUGAGGCAUGCCGAGAUAAUAAUGCAGAUGUGGUUCUCGAAAGGAUGCUUCAAUUUUACAACGUAAGGAGAAAGAGGAAAGUGAAGGAAAUGUUUGCAUCAUAUCCAUUCAUUGGAUUGCUCAAUGCUGCUGUGGCAUGUAUGAAAUUGGGAUUAUGGGAUAAUAUGUAUGAUACUUUCCUGAACUUUGGCCAGCAAGAAAUAGACAAUAAACAAGAUGAGAGUUCAGAUGAUUACAUAAACAUUGGUGUCCGAUCAGCUAAGAAGGAUGUUGCUGCUCCAGCACCUGUGAUUGUUACACACAAACAAAAUAUUGCAGUUGAAGAUAUUGCUAAGAAAAUUUCUGGGUAUCUUGAGGAUGAUGUUUUGCCCCGUAAAAGUCCCGAAGAAAAUAGAUUUCGUUUGUUGAGGAAACUCUGCAACUGUGAGUAUUGGCUAAUUGAACAAUAUUCUGUGGACAAGUUUGAAUCAAUUGGUUAUGGAGAAUAUUUUGUGUUUCUUGAGAAAUAUUCACACCUGCUUCCUGAUGCAUUACAAAAGUGCAUACUAGGUGGUUCAUCGAAAAAUGUUUCUUUGGAGGCUCACAUGCUGCCUAUUCAAUUGGAUGUGUUGCUAUCACAAGCUUUAGAUAGCUUUCAGGAAAAUGAAACUGUGAACAUCCACUAUGUUUCUGAAUUGCUGGCUAGGCAGUUUCCUUUAGUAUGCUUCGAACUAGGGAAUAGUCAUAUCAAGGAAAACUUUCUGGAUGUCAUACAGGAAAGGAGGUGCAACUUAACUUCACAUUCUGUAUUGUUUUCUACACCAUUAUCAAGACCAGCCUAUAUGGGAAAUUCAUCGGCUGAAGAUGAGAAGGAUAACGCAGUAAAAAGUGGAAUUACUGCUCCUGUUACUAGCCGAGACGCCAUUGAGGUCAUGCUGAAGGCCCCUAUGCUGGCUGAUUUGAAAUUGUGGUCGCAUUGGGAUACUUUAUUUGCUCCCCAUCUUGGUUCAAUUGUGAAGUGGUUGCUAAAGGAGGUUAACUCCAAAGAGUUGCUUUGUUUGGUUACCAAGGAUGGCAAAGUAAUUCGUUUGGAUCAAUCAGCUACUGUGGACUCUUUUUUGAAAGUUUUCAUUGAAGAAUCUUCUUUUGAAACAGCAGUGCAGUUGUUGUCCUUAUUUGCAAUAUAUGGUGGUGAACAGAGUAUUCCUCUAUCACUUCUGAAGUGCCAUGCACAGAAAGCCUUUGAAGUUGUUACCAAUAAUUAUUUAGAGAAGAUACUUGAUAAUGAAAAUUCACACAUGCGUGGAACUCAAUCUUUUGAUCAGCAUAUCGUCGGCGAAAGUACAUCAAGUAAUUUAGACAGAAAGUUUUUGAAUAAUAGGAGCAUAAUGAAUAGGGCAGCUCCAGUUUUGUCAAGGUUUGUACUUGAAUGUUUGAGUUAUCUGCCAGUUGAGUUUUGCAGUACAGUAGCAGAUAUAUUGAUUUCUGGGUUACAAUCUUUUGUGAAUAAUGCUCCUGCAGCUAUCUUGGCUGAAUGCAAGCAAAUAGAGCAUCGUCUUAUUCUUCAUGAAGUUGGUCUGUCUCUUGGAUUGUUGGAAUGGGUAAAUGACUACCAAUCCUUUUGUUCUUCUACUACACAUGGACUACCCCCCACACCAUCAUGCUUAGAUGUGGUCAAUUCGGAGCCCAAUAGAUUAUCAAUGGUUGGUCAAGGUGAUCUGAACGUGCAUGUUGCUUCUUCGGGUGAAAUGCUGGUUUCCAGUGAGGCAGAUCUUGGAAAAGAUAAACCAGCCAGUGAUGUGACUGAUUAUGCUAACCUUUUAGGCUGCACUAGUACUUAUUCAGAGGAAUUAUCAAGGCCUGAUAAUCACAACGACACAGAUCCUGCAAAAUUUAUUGAAUCUAUUAGGCAGGAUGAAUUUGGUUUAAAUCAAUGUCUUUCAGCUACUGAAAGUAGCAUGCUGGAAAAGCAGCAUGCUCGAUUGGGCAGAGCUCUCCAUUGUCUAUCACAAGAGCUGUACUCUCAAGAUUCUCACUUUAUCUUAGAGCUGGUACAAAAUGCCGAUGAUAAUAUUUAUCCCGAAAAUGUGGAACCCACUCUAACAUUCAUUCUGGAGGAGAAAGGCAUUGUUGUGUUGAAUAAUGAACAUGGUUUUUCAUUCAAUAACAUCAGGGCCCUUUGUGAUGUUGGAAAUUCAACAAAAAAAGGCGUUAACACUGGAUACAUUGGAAAGAAAGGCAUCGGAUUCAAAUCAGUAUUCCGGGUUACUGAUGCUCCAGAAAUUCAUUCAAAUGGUUUUCAUAUAAAAUUUGACAUUACUGGAGGCCAGAUUGGGUUUGUUCUGCCAACAGUAAUCCCUCCUUGUGAUGUUGACUUUUAUACCAGAUUGGCAUUGGAAGGUUCUGACCACCUUGAUCGAAACUCUUGGAAAACAUGCAUUGUGCUACCUUUCAGAUCAAGUUUGCUGGAGGGAUUUGGCAUGAACAACAUUUUAUCUAUGUUCUCGGAUCUUCAUCCUUCUUUGCUAUUAUUUCUUCAUCGGCUACAAUGCAUUAAGUUUAAGAACUUAGUUGAUGAUUCAUUCAUUGUUAUGAGGAAAGAAGUUAUUGGGAAUGGCAUAGUAGAGGUUACCCUUGGUAAUAAUAGGAUGACGUGGUUUGUAGCAUCCAAGAAAUUAGUGGCUGAUACCAUUCGUUCUGAUGCGCAAACGACAGAAAUUUCUGUAGCUUUUACAUUAAAGGAGACAGGCGAAGAAGGAUAUGCCCCAGUUCUGAAUCAGCAGCCAGUUUUUUCGUUUCUUCCUCUCAGGACAUAUGGACUUAAGUUUAUUCUCCAAGGUGAUUUUGUUUUGCCUUCUUCUAGAGAAGAAGUUGAUGGUAAUAGUCCAUGGAACCAGUGGUUACUAUCCGAAUUCCCUGAUUUAUUUGUUAGUGCUGUGAGGUCUUUUUGUUCACUUCCUUGUUAUGAGAACAGUCCAGCAAAAGCUAUUACGGUAUUUAUGAGCUUUGUUCCUCUUGUGGGUGAAGUACACGGGUUCUUUUCUAGUCUACCACGAAGGAUAAUUUCCAAAUUGCGCAUGUCAAAUUGCUUGCUUCUGGAAAGCAAUGAAGAAUGGGUUCCUCCUUGCAAGGUAAUGAGGAAUUGGUCUGACCAGACACGUUCAUUAUUAUCUGACAGUAUGCUUCACGAGCAUCUUGGUCUGGGAUUCUUGAAUAAGGAUAUUGUUCUCUCUGAUUCAUUAGCUAAGGCUCUGGGGGUUGAGGAUUGUGGACCCACUAUUUUGCUUAAGUUCAUUUCUUCAUUGUGCCGCUCAGAAGAUAAAUUAAAGUCGAUGGGUUUCGGUUGGUUAGCAUCUUGGCUCAGCACCAUUUAUGUGAUGCCAUCUCAGCCUUUUAUGCAAACUUCCUCAAGUAAUGAGACUGAAUCUAAUUUCAUAUCUGAUCUUCAGAAAACUCCAUUCAUCCCUCUUUCAGAUGGUAAAUAUAGCUCUCUGAAUGAGGGCAUCAUUUGGUUGCAUUGUGACUCUGUAGACCAAGGUAUUAGUGAUCAAUAUCUUCUUGAGACAUUUCCAAGAUUGUUUGCCAAACUGCGGAUUGUGAAUCCAGGACUCCUGGCUGCAGCUUCCACCAUUGAUGGUUCAUGCUCCGACGCAUCAAUUAUGGAGAAUGCUGCAAGGAUGCUUUAUAAAAUCGGAGUCCAGCGACUGUGCAUUCAUGACAUUGUAAAGUUGCAGAUUCUGCCAGCCAUAUACGAUGAUAAAAUUGCAGUGGGACAGGAAGAAUUGAUGACAGAGUACCUUGCCUUUGUCAUGUUCCAUUUACAAUCAAGUUGUACAACCUGUUGCCUAGAAAGGGAUAGCAUUAUUGCAGAGUUGCACGAGAAGGCCCUGAUCCUGACAAAUUUUGGAUUCAAGCGAUGUAGUGAGGUGGCUAUCCAUUUCAAUCAGGAGUAUGGAAAUUCUGUUGAUGUGGACAAGCUAAUAAAUGGAAUUGAUAUAAAUUGGUACAAAAUAGGUGUUGCCUAUGUAAGACAUCCAAUCACCAAAUCCAUCUCUGGUGGAGUGUUGAAAUGGAGGAGAUUUUUCCAGGAAAUUGGAGUAACUGAUUUUGUUCAAGUAGUUGCUGUUUGUAAGAGUGUUCCUGAAAUGUCUCCUAUUAGUUUUAAGUAUGAAGAGAAAGCUACAGAGAUGUCCGUUGAUUCAGUUGCUAACAACUGGGAAUCUCAGGAGUUGUUUCACAUAGUGUCCUGGAUUUCUUCUCGAGAUGAUCGGGAAAAGUCUGGAUACCUCUUGGAGAUUCUUGAUAAAUUAUGGGAUGAAUAUUACAGUGAUAAGGCUACUGGUUAUCACAAUGAUACAACUGGGGAACGCAAAUCAUUCAAAUCCUCUAUUGUAUGCACACUCCAAAAUAUCCCAUGGAUAGCAUCAAAUAUCAGCAACAAACUUCACUACCCUAAAGAUCUCUUUGAUGAUUGUGUGGCAGUAAAUUCUAUUUUUGGUCGUAAUGCUCCUUGUACUAUUCCAAAGGUGAAAAGUACAAAGUUGCUCACUGAUAUUGGAUUAAAAACUGAAGUUACCCUUGAUGAUGCUCUAUCCGUUCUUAGACUUUGGAGACAGUCUGCAUCUCAUUUAAAUGCUAGUGUCUCACAGAUGUCCAACUUCUAUGCAUACCUCUGGAAGGAAAUGACACAUUCAAAGAAGAAAGUUAUAGAGGAAUUACAUUCUGGGCCUUUUAUUUUUGUUCCUGAUACAUGUAGCUAUUUGAAUGAAGAUGUUUUACCUGGUUCUCUUAUGUCUCCUCGGGAUGUUUACUGGCAUGAUACUAUUGGUUCCGUAGACCUAAUAAAAUCAGAUCACCCUGAAUGUGUUUCAGCAUUUGCAAGUUCUAAGAUAAAAAUGUUGCAAAACUUAUACCCACAUCUUCAUGAUUUUUUUGUGAAUGAAUGUGGAGUGGAUGAGAGUCCUCCCUUUAGCAGCUACCUUCAGAUUUUGCUGGAGUUAUCUGCUAUUGCUUUACCGCAUCAGGCUGCAAAGCAAGUUUUUGAGGUGUUCUUAAUCUGGGAUGAUGCAUUGAGAUCUGGAUCAAUGACGUCACAAGAUGUUCAAUUCCUGAAAGAAAAUCUCCUGAAAAAGGAAUAUGCUGUGCUUCCUACUAGACAAGAUAAAUGGGUUUCUCUACACUCAUCAUUUGGUAUAGUCUGUUGGUCUGAUGAUGACAAUCUACGAAGAGAAUUCAAACAUCGUGAAGGUGUUGACUUCCUGUAUUUUGAAAAGUCCACUCUAAGGUCUCAGUCAGAUGCUUCUGGGGAAGACAAUCAGAUACUUCUGGGGAAGGUCUCAGUUGCCAUGCAAAGACUAGGAAUUCCUGUCCUCUCUAAGAUUGUAACCCGUGAGGCUAUUGCCUAUGGUUCAGAAGAUAGUAGUUCCAUUUCCUUGCUGGUGAACUGGGUUCUUCCAUAUGCUCAGCGCUACAUCUUCAAUGCACACCCGGACAAAUAUUUUCAACUUAAGCAGUCUUCUUUUGAGAAUCUCAAACAUCUGAAGAUUGUUGUUGUUGAAAAGUUGUUCUAUCGGUAUAAGAUAAUGAAAUCUGAUAUUGCGUCGAAAAAAAGACACCAGUGCAACUGCCUUCUGCAGGAAAACAUUUUAUACUGCUGUCGGGAAUCAGAUUCACACUCAAUAUUUCUAGAGUUAUCUUGUUUACUAUUUGACGGAACUCCUGAAUUGCACUUUGCAAAUUUCCUUCAUAUGAUCAAGACCAUGGCUGAAUCAGGUGCGACAGAGGAGCAAACAGAAUCGUUCAUUUUGAAUAGCCAGAAGAUGCCAAAGCUCCCUGAUGAGGAAUCCAUCUGGUCUCUUCAAUCUGUCUCAUCAUUGGAAAGUGAUGCUGCGUGUUCCGACUCUGUAAAGGUUCAGGAUUUGAGCAAUUUACCAUCCAAACGCAAACAUGGCAUCAAGUCCUCAAACUGGCCACCUGCUAAUUGGAAAACCGCACCUGGUUUUGAGUCUGUUGAUACAUCUAAGUUAACAAAACCAUGGCCCAGCACUGUCCAAAUCGAAGCGGGGAAUAUUGCACAGGAAGAUUAUAGAACAGCAGAUAUUUGUUUUAAUGAUGUUAGCAGUGAAUUUAACAUUGAUGUUAAUUCAACAACUCAGGGAGCAGUUCAAGUUGAGACAGAGGUUCCAGAACCCCAGUCCAAUCUUCCGAGCAACUUGGUGCCAUCCAACGUUAACGUAGUCAUGGAUUCUAUUGAUCUCGAUUCCUUUGAUACAAAGGAUGUCGGGCCAUCUGUUUGUAGCGAGAAAGAUCCGGCACUUAGUCAGCAAGCAUUGCUCACAGGGAGAUUGGGAGAGCUUGUGGCUUUCAAAUAUUUCAUGGGGGAAGAAGUUGGCGACCGGUCUGUGAAAUGGGUGAACGAAGCUAAUGAAACUGGACUGCCUUACGAUAUUGUAUUGGAGGGCGAUGACAGCACUACUGAAUAUAUCGAAGUAAAAGCGACCAGAUAUGGAAGAAAGAAUUGGUUUCUCAUAUCUCUUAGAGAGUGGCAGUUCGCAAUCGAGAAAGGUGAAUCUUUCAGCAUUGCACAUGUUGUCUUGGCAGAAAAUAAUAUGGCGAAGGUCACGGUAUACCAAAAUCCAGCCAGAUUGUGCCAACUGGGUAAUUUGAGGUUGGCAGUUGUGGUACCAAAACAGUAGAGUUGUUUGUAUGGGUGUCUAUACGGGUAGCGGGUGUGUAAUAUGUCCCGACCUGAUACAUGUGUAAUGCUCGAACGAUGAAAAGUGAAAAGUAUUGAAAAUGUGUUUUUCUAUUUCUUGAUCCGUGUAUUUUGACAAAACACUCUGUACGGGUGUGUCAAAAUGCGUCAAUACAUAACGAAUGUACAUAUAUUCAACUCCAACAAGAUCUGGAAAAGGAAAUUUGAGCGUAUACCCAUUGAAGUUUUA
Molecule: messenger RNA, 8511 nt
Organism: Salvia hispanica
Lineage: Eukaryota; Viridiplantae; Streptophyta; Magnoliopsida; Lamiales; Lamiaceae
Gene: NOV
Product: Histidine kinase-, DNA gyrase B-, and HSP90-like ATPase family protein
Biological process (GO): embryo development ending in seed dormancy; leaf vascular tissue pattern formation; root development
Cellular component (GO): nucleus
Source: RefSeq, a predicted model, not a curated record